CAAAUUUGAUUUUCUCUUUCACCAAUAUCUGCCUACUGCACUGCAGCUAUAUAUGCCCCCUCGGAAACUCUGGUUGCCAGUGUUGAUACUGAGGUUUUGCAUUCCUGAUUUCAUUGCCGAUUAGCAUCUAAGCCAAGUUUCUCUCUAUUGUUGCAACCAAAAAGAUGACAAAUAACUGAAAAAGAAUUACUUUAGGUAUGGCAAGAGAACGAGUCCUUCGCAUGAAUGAUGGUGUGGGAGAAACAAGCUACGCAGACAACUCAACAGUUCAACAAAAAGUGAUAUUGAAAGUGAAGCCUAUACUUGAAGAAAGCAUCAAGAGGUUGUGUUGCACCAAUUUUAAAAGUAAGUUGAGGGUGGCGGAUUUAGGAUGUGCUUCGGGACCAAAUGCACUUAUGGUCAUGUACGAUAUCGUAACUAUCAUUGAUAACACUAAACUAAGCUUAAAUCAAGAGGGACAAGUGAUUUGGUUGCAAAUUUAUCUCAAUGAUCUGUUUGAAAAUGAUUUCAAUAAUAUCUUCAAGUUGCUUCCUAGUUUCUACCAAAGGGUACAAGAAAGGCGAGAUGGAGUAGGUGCAUGCGUUGUCAAUGCAACACCAGGGAGCUUUUACGGAAGACUCUUUCCGAAUAAUUACAUUCACUUCUUUCAAUCUUCCUAUAGCCUCCAUUGGCUCUCACAAACCCCUGAAGAGUUGAUCAAGGGAGCAAAACCACUAAACAAGGGAAACAUUUAUAUAACAACUACAAGCUCUCCAAUAGUCUUUAAAGCAUACUUAGAGCAAUUCCAAAGAGAUUUCAGUUUUUUUCUAAAAUCACGUUCAGAUGAACUAAAAGUUGGUGGCAUUAUGGUACUAACUUUCCAAGGCAGAGAAAAAGCUCAUGAAAUUACUCAUCCUUUAGUGGUGAUUGGGAUGCUGCUCAAAGAUAUGAUAUUAGAGGGUUUGGUUGAGGAGACAAAGUUGGACUCAUUUAACUUGCCUAUAUAUUUUCCAACGAUGGAGGAAGUUAGAGAAGUUAUUGAAGCAGAAGGAUCUUUUACCCUACAAACAUUGAAAACUUUCAAACUGGGUUGGGAUGCAAACCUUCAAGAUGAAGUUAAUGGUUCUCUUCUUGAUAGUAAAAUAAGAGGAGAGUUCAUAGCUAAGUCCAUCAGAGUUGUUUUUGAACCCAUUUUAACUGUUGAAUUUGGCAAUGAGAUCAUGGAUGAAUUAUUCUCAAGGUUUGCAACUAAGAUUUCACAACUCAUAGAGUUCGAAGCAUUGGAGUAUACAAACUUGGUCAUGUCCAUGGGAAAAGCAUAAAGGGAAGGAGGAAGUGGGUGUAUGCUUUACUAAAGAUAUCUACAAUUAAUCCAAGUGGGUUGUAUCAUGAAAUUUACUUGAGCUACACUUCAUCAUGUUCAAUAUCUUGUUAGUCUCCAUCUUCAAAUCAACUUUAAAGUUUGAAUCUUGUACAUAUUGAUAAUUCCCUUGUACACUCUUUAAUUAUUUCCUCCUCGUGAUGUUGAGUUUAUCAACAUCAGUCACCACCUGCACACAUGGCUAAAAGAAGUACUAGCAAAAAGAAAUUGCAAUUUUUGUAAUAUAUAUCAAUAUUACAACAAGCAAAAUUUAGGUCGAUUCUGGGAAGACAUUCUACAUUAGAUUCAGAACCGAUGUAAUAAAAUUGAUGCUAAAUGAA
Molecule: messenger RNA, 1680 nt
Organism: Glycine soja
Lineage: Eukaryota; Viridiplantae; Streptophyta; Magnoliopsida; Fabales; Fabaceae
Product: 7-methylxanthosine synthase 1-like
Exons: 5
Coding region: 198-1301 (367 amino acids)
Biological process (GO): methylation
Molecular function (GO): S-adenosylmethionine-dependent methyltransferase activity
Source: RefSeq, a predicted model, not a curated record